AUGUACGCUCUUCGCCUCCUCCCUCUCGCUCGACCCGCCCAUCGCGUCCUCUCACCGCACCAUGCAACCCGGUCCUUGUCCGCGCGAGCAAGCAGAGUCCUCUCUGCUCUGGACUUGCCGACUGAUGGUUCUCUAAUCCCCGGAAUGUACGAUGGGCAGUGGGGAGGUAGCGGAGCCGUCCAGAAGAGUAUAUGCCCCGCGACCGGAGAGGUCAUAGGCCAGGUCCAGACUGCCAAUGUAGAGGAAACCCAGCGAGCUAUACAAGCUACGAAAGGAGCUUCCAUUCUCCUGCGGAGGAUGCCUGGACCGCAGCGCGGGGAGGUGAUGCGUCAGAUCAGGGAGGCACUGGGGGCCAAGACCGCGGCUUUGGGGGAUCUUGUCAGUCUGGAGAUGGGCAAGAUUAGGAGUGAGGGCAAGGGCGAGGUGCAAGAGUUUGUCGAUAUUUGCGACUACGCUACUGGGCUCUCGCGGAGUAUGGCUGGACGGGUACUUCCCUCCGAGCGGCCAGAGCACGUGAUCUACGAGAUCCCAAAUCCUCUCGGAGUGGUCGGCAUUCUAUCCGCCUUCAAUUUCCCCGUCGCGGUGUAUGGCUGGAACUUGGCCAUAGCCAUGAUAACAGGCAACAGCACGAUCUGGAAACCAUCACCCACGACUCCGCUUUGCGCUAUCGCCGUCACGCGCCUGAUACAGCCGGUCCUGGAGCGGAAUGGGCUACCGGGAGCAGUGGCAGCGCUGGUAUGCGGAGACGUGGCGGUGGGGAAGGAGAUUGUGGGUAGCUCUGACGUGGACAUGGUCAGCUUCACGGGAAGCGAGAAGAUUGGCAAGGAAGUAGGCAAGGUCGUACAGGACAGAUUUGGCAAGGCGCUACUAGAAUUGGGAGGGAACAACGCCGUUAUCGUCGACAAGGACGCCGAUCUCCAAAUGGCCCUGCAGGCUGUGAUCUUUGCUGCGGUCGGAACGGCUGGCCAGCGGUGCACCUCCACCCGCCGACUAUACCUCCACCGGUCCAUCUCCGCCCAGUUCAUCUCCAUGCUGCUCAAAUACUACGACUCCGCCUCAUCCCAGACAACCCUGAAAGCUGGAGAUCCGCUCGAUGAUGCCUCACUUAUUGGACCACUGCACACUUCGGGCGCUGUAAAGCUCUAUGAGGAUGCCCUCGCAGGCAUCCAGAAGCGGGGCGGGAAGGUCCUGACGAAGAGGUCAGGGAAGAUGGAUGUGGGUAUGGGCGGGAACUUUGUAUGGCCGACGAUCGUUCGACCGACAAAUGACGAUCCGUGCUGGACCACCGAGACGUUUGCGCCUAUCCUGUCCGUUGCGGAGUUCGAUACGCUUGAAGAGGCCAUUCACCUAAACAACGCCGUUCCGCAAGGCCUUUCCGCUUCGCUCUUUACGACCAACAUCCAGUCAAUGGGCAAGUGGCUUGGACCGGAAGGUGCAGACUGCGGGAUCGUCAAUAUCAACGUCGGUACCAGUGGUGCGGAGAUUGGUGCUGGAUUUGGGGGCAACAAAUCUACCGGAUGGGGUCGCGAGUCUGGGGGCGAUGCUUGGAAGCAAUAUGUUAGAUGGAGCGCCGCGACUGUCAAUUACUCUAGCAAGAUGCCACUCGCGCAGGGGGUGAGCUUUGGGGUAUGA
This is a messenger RNA of Dioszegia hungarica, 1632 nucleotides long. RefSeq names its product Aldehyde/histidinol dehydrogenase. The record is from RefSeq and is a predicted model, not a curated record. Gene Ontology annotation, molecular function: aldehyde dehydrogenase (NAD+) activity. The coding region runs from base 1 to 1632 and encodes 543 amino acids. Lineage: Eukaryota; Fungi; Basidiomycota; Tremellomycetes; Tremellales; Bulleribasidiaceae. The transcript is spliced from 12 exons.